AUGAGUGAACCUGAUCCUAUUUAUUGUACAAGAAGUAAUUUUAAUUAUUUAGAAGGAUUAGUAGAUAUUAAGGUUAAUUGUAGUAAUGAAAAUAGUAAACUAAUCUCAAGAAUCAAUGAUUGUAAAUUUGGAAGAGCAGCUUCAGAAUAUAGUUGUAGUGGGGGAAGUAUGGUUGGUAUUAUAUCAGAUAGUAGUGAUGCAUCAAACUUAGACUCCUUAUCGCCUAUCAAAAAUGUAGAGUUGUCAGUUUCUGAAGUUUCAACAAUAUCUUCUGCAAGAUCAAAUAAAACAGAUAAACUACAGAGGGGACGUUCACCAAGCUUGUCUUACACAACUACAUCAUUAAUAGAUAAAAGAAAUGGUUGUCUUCUUCGUUCAAAUAGUAAUCGGGUAGUCAAAAAUAUGGAUAAUAAAUCUACAUCUACAUUGCUUAUUAGCCAGAAUGAUCGAAUGCCUGCAAGUGUUGUCAGUAGAAAAAAGGCCAAAGAUUCUCCAAGAAAAUUCCAAGGAAGUAUGAUACUAUUUAACAAGCUAAGUAGUUCAAAUUCUUUCAAUGAUCAAUCAAGUCAAGAUGAGAAAAUUAGGUCUUCAAUUUGCUUUUUUACUGAAAUAUGUUCUUGCAUGGGAUUUAGAGUUAAAAAUGUAAAUUACUAA
Molecule: messenger RNA, 654 nt
Organism: Cryptosporidium muris RN66
Lineage: Eukaryota; Apicomplexa; Conoidasida; Eucoccidiorida; Cryptosporidiidae
Exons: 1
Coding region: 1-654 (217 amino acids)
Source: RefSeq, a predicted model, not a curated record